This is a messenger RNA of Zea mays, 1877 nucleotides long. RefSeq lists its product as uncharacterized. The record is from RefSeq and is marked validated. Gene Ontology annotation, cellular component: cytoplasm. Lineage: Eukaryota; Viridiplantae; Streptophyta; Magnoliopsida; Poales; Poaceae. The transcript has 8 exons. The coding region runs from base 366 to 1841 and encodes 491 amino acids.
CAGACGCAGACGCCUCCGGCCUCCCGCCCCGCACCCGCAGCACGUCUCACUCCUCGGUUUCUUCUUCCUCCUGGCAGCGGGCAGAGAAGUCCAGUCCAGCCCCCACCGCGACGCCCGAUGCCGAUUCCGCAUUAAACUACUCGCUCAUCGCCCAAAAGCUUCGCUGAUCGGGACGGCGGCCCCCUUCGCAUAAACACCGUCGCUUCCCCUCCUCACCAACCCUUCCAAGUUCCCACUCUCUGCUCGGUCGCUCUCCGUCCCCUUUCCACUGCCUGCCCCCUCUUCCUCCUCCUGCUGCUGGUAGCAGCAGCCAGGGGGGCGGUACUAAUUGGGAGGUAGGUGGGCGGAGGCCGCGGCCGCCAGGGAUGGUGGCCGUCGGCGGCGGCGGGGGCGGGGCCCGGCGGAGGCGGGCGUGGCGGUGGGCCAUGCGGGCGGCGGCCAGCGCCGUCCUGUGGACGGCGGUCGUGCAGGUGGCCUCCAUCGCCGGGCUGUUCCGCCCGCGGGUCCUCGCCGACUGCGGCGGGAAGGGCGGCGCUGCCGCCGCGUCCGGCCUCGCCGCGCUCGCCGGCGAGGACAGCCUAGCGGCGAGGCUGUCGCCGCCGGCGCUCGUACCCAAGAGAAUUUACAAAAGCAAUGGCUACCUACUAGUGACUUGCAAUGGUGGCCUCAAUCAAAUGCGAGCCGGGAUAUGUGACAUGGUGACUAUAGCACGCCAUCUAAAUCUAACGCUUGUGGUCCCUGAACUGGAUAAAAGGUCUUUUUGGGCUGACCCAAGUGAUUUUGGAGAUAUUUUCGACGUGGACCACUUCAUUAAUUCCUUGAGAGAUGAGCUGAUGAUAGUUAAAGAGCUUCCUUUGAAACUACAGUUAAGAACUAAGAAGAGACUGUACUCGAUGCCUCCUGUCAGCUGGUCGAAUGAAACAUACUACCUAAAGCGGAUAUUACCUCUUGCGAGGAAGCACAAGGUAAUUCAUUUCGAUAAAUCAGACGCCCGCCUUGCAAACAAUGGCCUUCCGAUUCAGCUGCAGAUGCUGCGUUGCCGAGUGAACUUUGAGGCUCUGAGAUUCACACCACAGAUCGAGGCCCUUGGCAGAAAGCUCAUCUCCACUCUCCAGAGACGAAGUGGGCAGUUUGUUGUGCUUCACUUGCGCUACGAAAUGGACAUGCUCUCCUUUUCAGGCUGCACACAUGGCUGCUCUGGUAAAGAAACUGAGGAGCUCACUAAGAUGAGAUAUGCUUAUCCAUGGUGGAAAGAGAAAGAGAUCGAUUCGGAAGUGAAGAGGCUCCAAGGACUCUGUCCCCUCACACCAGAGGAGAUCACUCUAGUGCUUAAAGCUCUAGGGUUCACAAAGGACACUCUGAUAUACAUUGCUUCCGGUGAAAUCUAUGGCGGUGAAAGGCGCCUGGCCGUGCUCAAGGCUGCGUACCCUAAACUAGUAAGGAAGGAGAAGAUUUUAUCUCCCGAUGAACUGCGGCCGUUCCAGAACCAUUCGACCCAGAUGGCAGCGCUGGAUUACAUGGUCUCUCUAGCAAGCGACAUUUUCAUUCCCAGCUACGACGGAAAUAUGGCAAGGGUUGUCGAAGGCCACCGCAGGUAUAUGGAUUUCCGCAAGACCAUCGUCUUGGACAGAAAGAAGCUCGUCGAGCUGUUGGACCUUUUCCAAGGGGGCGCUCUAUCCUGGGACGAAUUCUCGGACGCAGUGAAGGAGGCACACAGGAGCCGCACGGGCCAGCCUGCGGAAAGAAAGGUCGUCCCAGGGCAGCCCAAGGAAGAGGACUACUUCUACGCUAAUCCUCUAGAAUGCCUCGGCUCCAACGGGGGACUACGGGACGUCUCCUGACGACGCUUUCCUGGAAACACGCCGCCGAUGAACGAU